AGGGGUGGCAAGAAGGGGCAAGAAUUGCGGUGUCCCAAGAGUUAUAUAGAAUUCACUUGCUAGACAUUUUCUGGAUUAUUUGCAUAAACUCAAACUGAAUUUUCAUUAUUUCUACUUUUUUAUUAUCCUUUUAUUGAUUUCAAUCGUCUAUAAUCAGCUUAAGCGCUAGACCCUUCUUCCACUUACAUCAAAAAUGGGUAAGUUUCGUAAGCAUGGGUCGAAGCACGACCGCGGCACCAAGAAGCGUGGCAAUAAGGGUCCGCGUAAGGACAAGAUCCACGGUCUCAAAGCUGGGUCCAAAGGCGUCGCUGCGCAGUACUUGACUCGUGCUCAAAGUCUCAAAAAACUGCAGUUGUCCCUUGUCGACUUCCGCAGAUUGUGUAUCCUCAAGGGCAUUUAUCCGCGUGAUCCGAAGCGGAAGCCGGCAGGCAAUGACAAGACCUACUAUCAUGUCAAGGACAUCAAGUUUUUGCAGCAUGAACCUUUGUUGUGCAAGUUUGCGGAGUUGAAGGUGUAUAUGAAAAAGUACAAAAAAUGCUUGGGUCGUGGCGACAAGAACUCGGCGAGGAGACUAGAAGACUUGAAACCCGACUACACCCUGCAUCAUUUGGUACAACUUCUAUGAGUACUAUGGAGUGAAUUAAUAUAAGAAUUUAGAUUUAUGCCAGAUUAGGAUUACACGUUGCAUCACUUGGUACAAUUAGGUAGAAUCAUGAUCCAUUCCUAUUUGUCUCAAAGCUGCAUGUUAUCCUAUUUCGUUCCCAAUUCCACUAUAUUCACGCCAGGACUAUGUCAAUAUUCACCACUAUGAAUUAUCACCACUUUUUUACCCCACUACAGGUCCGCGAGCGCUAUCCAACCUUCGUCGAUGCUAUCCGUGAUUUGGACGAUGCUCUUUCCAUGGUCGCUCUGUACGACGCUUUGCCUACUGAUCAGAAACGGGAAAUUCGCUCCGAUGUGAUCCAGGAAUCCGCACGCUUGAUUCACGAGUUUUUCCUCUACAUUAUCCAAACGAAGGCACUCAAGAAGGUCUUCGCCAGUAUCAAGGGCUACUAUUUUCAAGCCUUGAUUGGAGGAGAAACGGUCACGUGGUUGGUGCCGCACAAAUUUGCGCAAGAAUUGCCGGUGGAGGUCGAUUUUCGGGUAAGACUCUAGUGGUCCAUCUCACAUCAAGUAAAUUGAAAUUCGACUAAGAUUCUAGUGAAGGACUCAAUCGAGUAAGACUCUAGUGCAGGACAUCAAGUAAAUUGAAAUUCGUCUCACAACUGAUUAGAGAUAAAAAAGUUUAAGUUUUAUCAACUUCAAAUCCUUAUCCACCCCAUCAUAACUCAGACUCUAGUGAAGGAGUCAAUCUCACAUGAUCAAGUAAAUUGAAAUUCGAAAUUCAUUCUUUCUCAUCUACAACCUGAUUCGUCCCGCUGGUAGUCGAGGAGUUUCCCAAAACUGAUACCAUACAGGUAAUGUCCACAUUCAACGAGUUCUACCGAACCAUGUUGAAGUUCAUCAACUUUAAGCUGUAUGCCGAAGAGCAUUUUGAAUAUCCACCGAAAUUCAACUACAAGAAAAACGCAGCAGAAAUGGCCAAAUUUUACGUGUCGAACACUGUGGAGAAACAGGUAUAAUAUCUGAUAAUAGACAUGCUACAAGUAUAGAAGAUAAAGUCGUUGAUUGGUUAUACCUAUUGAUACUUGUGCAAGAUCUAGAGCCGUUGUGGAUCUUCACUCUUUAAAAGAUAAGAACUUUUCACCCUAUAUCGAUCUGGAAUCGCUUCAUCUUUGAAGCCACAUAAAGAGGCAUUUAACUCUUGAACAAUUGCACAACAGGCCUCCUCAGAAGCUGCCGUUCGCAGAGGAGAGGAAAAAGAGGAGGUCGAAGCUGCAUGCAUUGAGGACUUUGCGGCAGUGUCAGAAGAAGUCCAGCAAUUGCAGGCCCAGAAGAACGCCAAUGCAGGACAGUCUGGAAUUUUCAGUGGGCUAAAGGUCUUCAUCCAGAGGGAAGUGCCUUUUCACUCGAUCUACUUUGUUCUCAAGUGUGGAGGAGCACAGGUAUGACCUCAUGACCGCUACUUGUGGAGGAUUUUUAUGUUCAGGUGAAUCCUACUUGCGAAAUACUAAGAAAUCAUAAUCAUCAUCUUCAUAUCCAAUCUUUUUUAACCCCUGGAGUGAGUACAUUCAUUCAUUCAUUCAUUCAUUCAUUCAUUCAUUCAUAUCUUCCUAUCCAAGAAAUUCAAAUUUCUUUCUAUCUUACGACAGGUUGGUUGGGCCUCGCUUCCCGGCUCCCCCUUCAAGGAGACGGACAGGAGCAUUACCCAUCAGAUUAUCGACCGGCCUUCUUCCCAGUUCCAGAUGGUUGAGGGUCGCGAGUACGUCCAGCCACAAUGGGUCCUAGAUUCUUUCAACGAAAAUCUCCGCUUGCCGAUUGAUCCCUACCUGCCGGAUAGAACUUGCCCACCCCACUUGAGUCCGUUUGUCGAUGACGGUGCUGAGGGCUACACGCCAGAGCGACGAGAGAUGUUGGAUAAACUCAGGGACGAAGGUGCUGGUUCAUCCUCCUCAAGUGGAGCGAAUCAAGGAGCAGCAGCCGCAAAAGGACCCGUGGAUGACGAGGCAGCUGAAACUACCUUCUUGGCAGAGGUUGCGGCAGAAGCUAAGGGAGUGUGGGCAUCAGACUUUGGCUUUGGCAAUGCUGCCGAGGAUGACGAGGCCGAAGAUGACGAGGCCGAAGAUGACGACGGCGAGGAAGGUUCACCUGCAGUAGAUCAGACUGCAACGAAGGAACAAGAAAAGAAUGCUAGUGGAAAGAGUUGUGGUCUCGAAGCAAGGACCACUAGUGGGGAAGCAGAGGCUAGUGCCUCCGACGACGAUAUGGACGCCGCAGAGAGCGAGGAAAAGAAGAAGCCUCUGUCCAAAGCCGAGAAGGUAGCAGCUGAGGAGCUUGAAAGGAGGAAGGCCAUGAUGCCUAAGAAACAUCAAAGACUCUACCAGCGUAUCGAAAAGACCGAGAACAAGAAGAAAGCAGAAGUCGCAAAACUGCAAAAGCGAAGAAAUAAGAAGAAAGCUGCAACGUCUGGCUGAGCCGAAGACACUUCAAGAGGAAGCGUGAUGCCUGUGGGUAUCGCAGCAUCUCAUCAAGGUCGUCACGUCAAAAAUCCACAACCCAUAGUACGCAGCUGCUCGGAGAAAGGACUCAUAUGAGUUUGUGAAAUAGAAGAGACAUUGAGAUCAAACUAUGAAUUACCAGCCUCUACAACGCAAGGUAGGAAGAACACGUGCAUAAGUCCACACAUGAUAAAGUCAGUAAACGACGCGAAAGGUAGAAGAUGCAGUGUUGAGGCAUCAAGCUG
This is a messenger RNA of Amoebophrya sp. A25, 3343 nucleotides long. Lineage: Eukaryota; Dinophyceae; Syndiniales; Amoebophryaceae. The record is from the annotation of a GenBank genome assembly.